Messenger RNA from Amaranthus tricolor (Joseph's coat), 1528 nucleotides. RefSeq names its product protein ALP1-like. The coding region runs from base 6 to 1382 and encodes 458 amino acids. The record is from RefSeq and is a predicted model, not a curated record. The transcript has a single exon. Lineage: Eukaryota; Viridiplantae; Streptophyta; Magnoliopsida; Caryophyllales; Amaranthaceae.
UGGUGAUGCCGUUUCUCCAAUCAAACGGAGAGGAGAUGAAUCAAAUGUUUCUGAUGAUGCUUUCACAUCUGCUUCACUUGCAGAACUACUUGGAUCCCACCUCUUCUCUCUUCUCAUCAGAUGCUACUUCCUUCUCAACCUCUUCCACCACCUCGUUUUCCUCGCUUCUUAACUCCUCCUCUGCCGCCCCUCUUCUUUUCUUCACAAUUGCAUCAGUCCUCUCCUUCGUUGCUGGAUCUCGGCCGUCCUUAUCAUCUUCCUCUCCUUCCUCACGAUCUCCAUCUCGCUCUCGCUCAUCUUCCCCAUCCGAUCAUUCCCUCUCGGCCUUCCGAGCCCUCUCUACUGAGCUCAUCUGGUCCAUGGAUGCCCCUGUCCGUGAUGCGCAAUGGCGUAGGUCCUAUGGCCUUUCCUAUCCUGUCUUUACUACCGUUGUUGAUAAGCUCAAGCCCCACAUAGCCGAGUCGAACCUCUCCCUCCCACCUGAUUAUGCUGUUGCUAUGGUUCUCUCCCGUCUAUGUCAUGGCCUAUCUUCGAAAACCCUUGCCAAACGCUACUCUUUAGACACAUAUCUCGUUUCCAAGAUUACUAACAUGGUCACUCGUCUCCUGUCAACCAAGCUUUACCCUGAAUUCAUCAAGAUCCCUGCUGGUCGCCGACGCCUUCAUGAGACCACUCAGGCAUUUGAAGAGCUCACUUCUCUGCCUAAUAUGUGUGGUGCUAUUGAUUCUACUCCUAUUCGGCUGUGUCGCCUCCCUACUGAUGUUACCGACCCUUCAUCUUAUCAUUGUCGGAGUGGUUUCCCUGCCAUUCAGCUCCAGGUGGUAGCGGACCAUAAGAAGAUCUUUUGGGAUGUUUGCGUCAAGGCUCCAGGGAGUGUCGAUGACGCCACUCAUUUUAGAGAUAGUGCCCUCUACAAUAAGCUCAUGUCUGGUGACGUCGUGUGGGAUCAAGUCGUCAAUGUGAGGGGACAUCCCGUGAGGCCCUACAUAGUUGGGGAUUGGUGUUUCCCACUGCUCUCCUUCCUUUUAACCCCAUUCUCCGGUAAUAACAGGGGUUCCCCGGCCCAGAACGCAUUCGAUGCUGCCUUAAUGAAGGGUAGGUCAGCUGCUGUCAAAGCCAUUGAACUCCUCAAAGGGAGGUGGAAAAUUUUGCAGAAUCUGAACGUCGGUCUACAUCAUGCUCCUCAAACCAUUGUGGCUUGUUGUGUGUUACAUAAUCUGUGUCAGAUUGCGAGGGAGCCCGAACCCGAAUAUUUCAAGGAGCCAGAGGAAAGUGGGUCUACCCCACGAGUGUUGGACAUCGAGAGAUCAUUUUACUAUUAUGGUGAAAACUUGAGGCAAACGUUGGCUGACGAUCUGCAGCGACGAUUGCCAUCUAGAUGAAACGUAGGCGUAUGAAGUUUACAGCUUCUAAGAGGGUAGGCAGAUUGUAUCAGUAGUAGUGAAUAUUCUCAUGAACUCAUCUUUAUAUAAGGUUGCUUGUAAUGCCUUAAAAAUUAUUCUAUCAGUUUAAAGCAUUCCUUAAAGCU